AUGAAGAUGUUCGUAACUGGUGGCACCCGAGCUUGGCUUGUAGUCUUGGGAUGCUGGUGUGUCGCCUUCGCCUCUUUCGAUAUAGUCAACACAUUCGGUGUCUACGAAACCUACUACUUGAAGACCUACCUCCACGGCUAUUCUCCCUCUACUGUUGCUUGGAUAGGCUCCAUUCAAGCCUGGGUCCAGCUCUCAGCCACUCUAAUUUCAGGUCCCAUCAGCGAUCGCUACGGUCCGAUGGUGAUCAUCUGGCCUUUCUCGCUGUCUUUGGUCAUUGCCAUGAUGCUCACCAGUCUCUGCACCAAGUUUUACCAGUUCUUCCUGUGUCAAGGUAUUCUUCUUGGGAUUUCUUCCGGCCUCAUCUAUGCUCCAGCUCUUUCUGUCGUCGGUCAUUAUUUCUCCAAGAAGCGCGCUCUGGCCAUGUCUCUAGCAUCCAGCGGAUCUCCGCUUGGUGGCAUCAUCUACCCCAUCAUCUUGAAUAACCUGAUCCCAAGCAUUGGCUUUGGAUGGGCUCAACGUGUUUGCGGCUUCCUAAGCCUGUUCUUGCUGGGUAUAGCCGCUGUCACGCUCCGCCCCUUGAACAUCAGAAGAAAGGGCAGUUUGAUACUCCCCGAGGCAUUCAAGAAACCAGCCUAUUCGAUCAUAGUCGUCGCCAUGUUCCUCGUCAUCCUAGGCUUCUGGUCUCCGUACUUCUUUGUUGCUGAUUAUGGCUUGGCUCAUGGUGUAUCACCGCAUCUGGCUAAUUACCUGUUUGCAUUUCUCAAUGCUGGAUCUCUUAUAGGUCGUGUGGCAGGUGGCUUUGUUGCACUCUACUUUGGUGCGUUCAAUGCUAUGGUGUUUGCUUGCUUUGCUUCUGCACUGCUUCUUUACUGCUGGCUAGCCAUUACUUCCACAGCGGGUUUGAUCAUUUUCUCACUUUUGUUUGGAGCUACGAGUGGUUUGAUCAUCGCUCUCAUGUUCCCAGUGAUUGCGCAAAUGGCAGAUCAUCCCAGCAAGAUAGGGACCUAUCUCGGCCAAGCAGUUUUCCUCAUUGGCUUUUCUGCUUUGGCAGGUGGACCUAUUAUCGGUGCGCUGUUUGCGGCUUAUCCUGGUUAUGAGCAGGGAAUCGUGUUUAGUGCUUCUGUCAUGAUGGCUGGUUCUGUUGUUGCGGUCGGUGCUAGGUAUAUGUUUGCUCCUAACAAGCUUGUUGCUUGA
Aureobasidium melanogenum CBS 110374 is the source of this 1194-nucleotide messenger RNA. Its product is annotated as MFS general substrate transporter. The record is from RefSeq and is a predicted model, not a curated record. NCBI's taxonomy places the organism in Eukaryota, Fungi, Ascomycota, Dothideomycetes, Dothideales, Saccotheciaceae. Bases 1 to 1194 code for a protein of 397 amino acids. Gene Ontology annotation, cellular component: fungal-type vacuole membrane. The transcript has 5 exons. Gene Ontology annotation, biological process: transmembrane transport. Gene Ontology annotation, molecular function: transmembrane transporter activity.